AAAUGAAGAUAUAGCUCACAACGUCGCGGUACCUUGUAAGGCCUCACUUAUACACUCACCGCCCUCAGGAUUAUCGUCACGAAAUGCAAGUUCUCAGCUGGCCUCUGAUAUGGAGGUCUCCACGAACACCCAAAUUUUCGUCUCUCCAUCCGGUGAGCAUCAGUUUGCUCUCUUGUACGGCGAGCACUUCCCCUCAUUUUGAGAUUUUGUACCUGUCCUCAGCUGUAAUUGAAGUAGAAUCGUACCGUUAUCAUCUGGUAAUGUUCGUAGGGCGCAAGAGGUACCGGGGAGAGCAAGGUGCAGAAAGGGCAGGACAGGUGUCGUCAGAUUGUAAGUGAUUGCAGACAACAGCUUUCGUGAUCACAAGACUACAUCUCCGUUGUAUUCUCCUUUCUACCACGACGCUUCCUUAAACAUGAGCACGAACGGACGUGAUGCGCUACUAUUGACGACACGGCAGAACGACCAAGAUAGACACUCUGUUGGUCAUAUCAGACGAUGAUAAGCAAUUAACGAUGGGACGUACGUGACUGCGUUGUAUUCGCAGACUGCUCGCUGACAGAAUCAUCAGCCCAGCCUAGCGACCGCGAGCGCAAAGCGGCGGCAGCGCGUGCGGAUUGUCCGUCCCCUCAGUUUGUGAGAUCUGCUGCCGCGGGGUCGAGAUUUUGGAGGGUACAAAAGGUAUGCUGUCCCCACCAGUUCGUCAGUUGAGAGCGCCAUUUGACAUAGCGCCAGCCUGAGAUAAGGUUCGGGCCCUGGUAAACCGCUACUUGAAGAGUGAUUUACAUGUCUCGGGCCAGAUAAUUGUUCUUGGGUAUGUGCCUUGACGGUAUGGUCGGAUGGGACCGCCAGUCAUGGGGCUACCACGCCGACGAUGGCUGGGUAUUCCCUGACUACCGUAGCGAUUAUGGCCCCUACGGCCCGACGUUUGACAGGGAGUGCAGAAAACAUAGCAAACAGGUUCGUGCGACCCUUGAUAUAACUAUCUCAGCUGGAGAUGUAAUCGGCUGUGGCAUCGAUUUCAGUCAACACAAGAUGUUCUAUACGAAGAACGGUACCUUACUAGGUGCGUGAUUCAUCUCAACGCAUUCGAAGCCACUUAGUACGCUGUAGGAAUGGUCUCUGAGAACAUUGUAGUGGACACAGACAUUUGUCCCACCGUUGGUAUGCGAUUCGAGUCAGAGUCCAAGCCCGCCAUCGGCGACAACAUCCGAGUGCAAAGCGGCACCAGUUGAGUACAUGUAGUGAUUUGACUGGCUCGGCUUCAAGCCAGCAAGCCGGCCAAGCCAAGCCAAAGGGUACCGGCUUGAACAGGCUUUUGGCUCGGCUUGCAUGUCAAGCCAGCCAAGCCAAGCCGGCAAGCCGCGGCUUUAGAUAAUGAACUUACUGUGUUUAGUACUGCUGUUAGGAUAAUCAUAAGAACUUGGUCAGCACCUAUUUGCGGCAGGCAGAUGGGUAUGAACGAGAG
This is a messenger RNA of Phanerochaete carnosa HHB-10118-sp, 1468 nucleotides long. RefSeq lists its product as uncharacterized. Gene Ontology annotation, molecular function: protein binding. The transcript is spliced from 2 exons. The coding region runs from base 832 to 1074 and encodes 80 amino acids. The record is from RefSeq and is a predicted model, not a curated record. NCBI's taxonomy places the organism in Eukaryota, Fungi, Basidiomycota, Agaricomycetes, Polyporales, Phanerochaetaceae.